CCUUCGUGAGUGUACCUACAAAUUGGUUGCUACAACAACCGCAGCCCCUAAAGUGUGUCUCUAAUUUGAUUUAAACGGAGCCGUUGUACUCUUGAGCCUGCGAGUUAGUGAGUAUGUGUCUCUAUUUGGCUGUUUUUGGAUCAAUGAGCUGCUCCAAGCUGAGGUUUCACUAUCUUUGGAUAUUAUAAAGGUGAAUCUGUGUGGUGCUGUGCCAACCUGAGCCUCGAGAGGGCGAUGUCUGACAGCAGCAACAGCACAGGCAGCACUGGCUCCUCCACCAACAGCUGGACCCUCCUCUCUCCUGAGGAGGCUGCCAUUGAAAAUGUUGGACCUGCAGACGACGGCACAGAGAGUCUGGGCGAUGCCCCCAGUCUCUCCGAGGAGGUGGCAGGAGCUGCAGUAGAGGAGAAACCAGCUGAGUUCCCAGUAGAAACUAUCUUGUCUGAAGAAGGCCAUCAGGUGUGUCAGGAAACUUCCCCAGAGUCUGGCGAGGGUCCGAUCCCUUCCAGCCCGUCCCGACUGAGCCCUCUCCCCUCCAACCCUCUGGAUACCUCGUACAUCGACACGGAGAGUCAGCCCCCGGUCAUCCACGACAUCGUGACCACCUCUCCCAGCGACAACGAGCCUCAGGGUGCCAUGCCUUUGGUCGGCAGCAUCGAUCUGGCCGCUCAGCUGGAAAUCCCAGCUGUUGAUAUUCUGCUAGCGGACCCCACCGAGUCUCCGCCUCACGUGACGGACGCCUCCGCCGCUGCCGAGGCUGCGCUCCACACGCCCACUGAUUCUGAACCGACGCAUGCGAGUGCUGUUGCCGGGAGUGACGUCUGGAGCUCUGAACCUGAGGUUAACGUUCCCACGGAGACCCUUACAGCCGCUGAGCCCCCGCCUCGUGUCGAGGCCGAGGUCAGCUUUGCUGCAGAGCCUCCCAGUCCGGUCCCAGAGCGACUGGAGACUGGAGGAAGUCCUGAGCCAGAGACGGUCGGCUCUGCUGAAGCAGAAGGCGACGUGGCUGAUGCUGAGAAAGAGGAAGAAAUGCCAUCCGAGUCACAGAAGGUGGAUAAAGAAGAAGAGGAAGAUCAGUCCAGCAGCAUGGAGAUGGGUGAAGUGAACGGCUUUGAUGAUGGACUAAGGCGGAGGAAUGUUCCCUCCUUUGAAGCACCAAGACCAAGAACCUCUGAUGAGGAGGACGAGGAAGAGGAGGUUGAGUUCAAGAUGGCGGCGAAAAAGGAGGACAAGCCGUGGUUCUCCAUGAACAAAUGCAUUGUGGGUGCUUUGGUCCUGCUCUUCUUAGGUUCCCUGUUUCUGUCAGGGGACAUUGACAGCCCUGAAUUGACUGACAACGACAAGGUCAAAGACCAAAUGCAGGACUGGCUUUGCAGUGAUCCACAGGAUAUGAAAGGGCUGCUGGAUGAAAUGACAGAGCAAAUCACUCAUCUGGAGACUAAAAUUCAGCUUAGGAAAGAACAACUUGAUUUGAAAAUGCAGGCGAUGGCUGAGAGUGACAACGAAGAGGACGGAGCUGCUCUGGACGAGACGAAGUUACAGCUGGAGGAGGAGCUGGCGACCCUGCCUAUGCUGAGCACAGAGCUGGAGAGUCUGCGGGCCCGAGUGAAUGAAUACAACCAGCUCGCAGGAAUGGCGUCGUCUGCUCCCACUUCAUCUUCUGAGUCUGAUGCCGAAGACGCUCAGGGCUCCCAGACAGCAGCCGGACCAGAGAGGAAGCAGGACACAAAGCUGGAGAAGGAGCUCCACUGUUUGAAGGAUCUGUUGGAAGACAUCAAGAAAAGACUGGGAGGGACGAGAAAGGACGAAGGGAAUGGCAAGCAGGUUUGGGAGAACGUAGAUGGGAUCCAGAAGCAGCUUUCCAAAAAGGUGGAGAGUUGGGAGAAGGCGAAGCCACAUGGGCCAAAAUGGAAAGGGAAGAAAGAGAAAAAACAGGAGCGGGACCACUGGAAGAAAGAGGAGAAGAAGGACAAGGAGUGGAAGCACAGCAAGGAAGAGAAGAAGGAAAAGGAAAACUCCCACAAAGAGUCCUGGAGGAAACACCAGGACGAGUGGCAGAGGAGGAAGGGCGAGCGCAGAAUGGACCGGGAGGAGAGGAGGAAGGAGAAGCCAUGGCACAGCCGGCCGGGGAAAAGCUCUCAUCAACCGGGAAAAAGCUCCCAUCAGCCACAUCACCAUCAGCACCACCACAACGACUUCUGGAGGGACCAGGAGCUCAAGCUGCACCGCAACGUCCGCCCCCAGCUGGGCUGCUCCUCCCUGGAGGACUGCGCCUCCAGGGAGGGUCUGUACCCGGUGGAGCUGGCUGAGUUCGAGGAGCUGCUGGAGGGCUACCUGAGCAAGCUGGAGGGCUCCUCCAACGAGAGCAAGGACAAGCUCCGCAAGGUCACCGCAGACUUCUUCGAGGACGGCGUCUUCAUCCACGACCGCGUGCGCUUCGGGGACUUCGCCGAGGACGUGGCGGACGUCCUGGAAGACAUGGUGGACGUCGUGGAGGGCAGCUACUCCCUCGAGGAGGAGAUGGAGGAGUUCGAGCGGGAGGCGCUGUGGAAGUUUGCCGCCACAGCUUAAAAGUCAAGAAGGAUUCAAAAGCAUUAAAAUCCAAGAACAGUU
This is a messenger RNA of Gambusia affinis (western mosquitofish), 2613 nucleotides long. It is a transcript of the gene pbxip1a, whose product is annotated as pre-B-cell leukemia homeobox interacting protein 1a. NCBI's taxonomy places the organism in Eukaryota, Metazoa, Chordata, Actinopteri, Cyprinodontiformes, Poeciliidae. The coding region runs from base 235 to 2571 and encodes 778 amino acids. The transcript has 10 exons. The record is from RefSeq and is a predicted model, not a curated record.